Nomia melanderi (Alkali bee) is the source of this 1695-nucleotide messenger RNA. Its product is annotated as odorant receptor 13a-like. Gene Ontology annotation, molecular function: olfactory receptor activity; odorant binding. Gene Ontology annotation, cellular component: plasma membrane. NCBI's taxonomy places the organism in Eukaryota, Metazoa, Arthropoda, Insecta, Hymenoptera, Halictidae. Gene Ontology annotation, biological process: sensory perception of smell; detection of chemical stimulus involved in sensory perception of smell. The record is from RefSeq and is a predicted model, not a curated record.
AUGGUCACCAUGUACGACCAGCCAUCCGACCCGAGGAAUAACGACCUGAAAGACUACAAUCAUGAGAACGACCUGAAAUACACGCUGGAGAUGUGCCAGUGGCUGCUGAAGCCGCUCGGGCUGUGGGGCAUAAUUUACCAUCGCGUCAGCAGCCUGGAGAGAGCUGUCUCGUUCGCGCUGCUGCUCCUCUGCUUCUCCACGCUACUCUUCCUGAUCGUGCCGACGCUAUACAAUAUGUUCUACGUGGAGAAGAACGUGCAGGUCAAAGUGAAGCUGAUAGGUCCGGUCGCCUUCUGCGUCUUCUCCACGGUGAAAUACUGUUACAUGUGCGCGAAGAGGAACCUCCUGGGCCACUGCAUCCAUCACGUGGAGAAGGACUGGAGAACGGUGGGGGAACAGGACCACCGUGCCAUCAUGCUGAAGCAAGCCGGCAUCAGCAGACGCCUGAUCGUCAUCUGCAUCGUCUUCUUCUAUUCCGGAGGAAUGUUCUACCAGACGCUGAUGCAGUACUCGUUCCAGCUGACGCACAAAUCCAACAUCACCGUGAAACCGCUCACCUAUCCCAGUUUCGAGUUCCUCGACGUCCAGUCCAGUCCCACCUACGAGAUCGUGUUCUCCCUUCAGGCCGCCGCAGCGGUGAUACUGCUCAACUCCACGAUAGCCGCGUACAGUAUGACCGCGACCUUCGUCACGCAUAUCUGCGGACAGAUUCAGAUCCAGAUACUGCGACUGGAGAACUUGAUCCAGGAAAAGCAGGCGAAGAGCAGCUUCCACGAACGUAUGACGGUCAUCGUUCACGAUCACGUCGAGGUGCUGAGGUUUUCUAAGAACGUUGACAAAGCUUUGUCGGAGAUAUUCUUGAUAGAGGUCGUUGCUUCAACAUUCAUCAUGUGUAUGCUCGAAUUCUACUGUUUAACGGAAUGGAGGAACAGCGACAUGAUCGCGGUAGCAACGUAUUUUAUGUUGUUGACAUCCAUCACAUUCAAUGUCUUAAUAUACUGUUACGUGGGUGAUCUUCUAUCCGAACAGUGCAGCCAAAUCGGUCGAGUUUCCUACAACAUUAAUUGGUACAAUUUACCAGCGAAGAAAGCCUACAAUUUCGUCCUGUUGGAAGCCAUAUCUCACUAUCCGCCGAAACUCACCGCUGGCAAAUUAAUUGACCUCACCAUAAACACGUUCGGCGUUGUGUUGAAGACAUCUGUAGUGUAUUUGAACCUACUUCGAACGGUUACCAAUUGAUUUUCCAUGCGGCGUAUAGAUAGAACGCAUUUAGUGAGGCGCAUUCAUCCUGAUGGAGCGUUGUCAUCAAGUAGGUUUCUAAAUUACAUAGAAUGAAGAAACAUUUCCAAAUUAGAAUAUUUUAAUAGGAUAGUAUCUCGUAAAUACUACUUAUAACAGAAUCUGUUCGUGUAAAUAAAACUUGAACGAAUCUUAUUUUGAAAUUCAUACAUUAUGCUAAGAUAUGCUAAUGUUAUGCAAUGCACAUAUGCAUGUAUAAUAGUGUAUCAAAGUUUUACUAGUACUUAAUAGUAAAGUAUGAUGUACGAGUUUAUUAAAUUUUAUUUCUAAAUAUUGACCAGUUACGUGAUCAUAGAUAAUACAAUAGGUGUGCCUGUCUCAUAUGUAUGACAUAAUGUGCAUAUUUAAAGCAACUAAUAUAUUAUAAAUAACACACAAUUGAUUGUACUUACAUUC